Drosophila montana is the source of this 1316-nucleotide messenger RNA. RefSeq lists its product as uncharacterized. The transcript is spliced from 3 exons. The record is from RefSeq and is a predicted model, not a curated record. NCBI's taxonomy places the organism in Eukaryota, Metazoa, Arthropoda, Insecta, Diptera, Drosophilidae. The coding region runs from base 32 to 1267 and encodes 411 amino acids.
UACAGUACGACAAUACGUGGAACUCAUCAAGAUGAAUAACCUGCCAGUAAUUCAACGGUUGGGUCAAGUAAUUGAGCCAGCACUUAAUGGUGGUAGGCUAUAUUCGUAUGAAGUAGAAAACCUAACACAGCCGGGUGAUAAUUACGGCAGUGUUUUAAUAUCCGUACGAGCCCAAGUGCAGUGUCCUGACGGUAAGCUGUUUGCUAAGCGGCUUGUAGCUAAAGUGCCGCCCACAGACCCAAAACAUUGGCAAUUUAUACAGCCCGAACGCACCUGUUUGGCAGAAAUUGCAAUUUACGAGAGAUUAGCACCAGCGCUGAGCACUUUACAAGUGGAGGCUGGCAUACACAGAGACGCACAGUUUGAUGGCUUUGCACAGUAUUUUGGCUCACGCAUAUCCCUGAUCCCAAACGCAAACAUUGUGGACAAGGACGCGAUUUUGGUGUUGGAGGAUCUGCGGGACAGCAAUUACGUGCCGGGCCAGAGGUUAAAGCCUUUUGACUUGCUCCAUACACAUGUGGUGCUAAAGUAUAUGGCGCAAUUCCAUGCACUUACUAUUGCUCUGCGAUUGAAGAAACCGAAUGUCUUUGAAAUGGAACUAAGACCGUUUUUUCACAAAUUCGAUUGGCAUGCAGCCGCGCCGGAAUCGAAAGCAACGAUGAUAGCGGAAACAUUGGUGGAUAUUGCAGAAGCAACCGGCAACGAUCAGACAAUGAUAGCGCAUGUUAAAAAACUCUCAACGGAAUUCUUUAGGUUUAUAGCAGCGCCGCCUAUCGAAGAUAAUGCAUUUAACAGUGUAAUUCACUCCGACUUCUGGACAAUGAACCUUAUGUUCAAAUAUGAUAAAUCUGGCAAGCCGACGCAAUUAAAAAUAAUCGACUUUCAAACCGCACAGUAUGAUUCUGUCAUACACGAUCUUAUAUCAUUUUUGUUUACAAGCGUUUCAACGUGCAUACUAGAAGAAAACUACCGGAAUUUACUGAAAUUCUACUAUGAUGUCUUUGUUGAGAAUCUAACUAGAGUGGGUGUAAAUACAAGUGUGUAUAGUUACGAGGCGUUUGAUGCUGAGUUAAAACGCAUCGCAUACAUUCAAGUGCCCCAUUCUAUAUUCAUGACUCGUUUCAUAUUGGCGGAUGAAGUCACUCGCACUGAAAAUGAGCUCGAACUAUCUCAGGUGCUAAAGACCACUAGUUCGAGGCGGGUGCAUCGGAAGCUAAUUGAAAUUUUGCGCUUGGCACAAAAAUUUAAUAUAUUAUUUUUGGAGUAAUUGCUUUGUUUUCAACCGAAAUGAUCAUUUUCCCCUAAUGAUGUCUGAU